CUGAAAUGUAAUUAAAAACAUGUUUAAUUUAUCACUGAAGAAUAAUCCGUCUUUGAUUAGCGUUGCAUGUUGGUAUACACAAAACGAAGGUGGCUGGUUACUGGCAUAGCCACGGCUCCCUGGUGCAUGCAUUCUGGAGCCCCUCGUGGGUGCUAUUCCACUCUCAAGCGCUCUCUCUAUUGGUCAGCUCCUGAUCAGAUGGUCGAGUUUCCUUCUGUCCCGUACUGGCACCUCGCCACCCCCCUUCAGCUAAAAGCACAAUCUCCGAUAAAGUACUAAUAGUUAAACCACUUGGACUAUAAAACACAACAAAUCAUAAAGCUGGCAAAAAGGUGUCUGUCGUAUAAGGGUCCAGAUGAAUUCAUAUUUCGUAAACUCUACUUUUCCGGUGAAUCUUCCCGGAGCACAGGACUCAUUUCUGGGCCAGAUACCGUUAUAUUCAUCUGGAUACACGGAUCCUUUAAGACACUACCCCGGCGCUGCUUAUGGAGCUGCCAGCAGCGUCCAAGACAAGGCGUACCCUUCCUCGUACUACCACCAAGCCAGCGGUGCCUACAGCCGGACAGCCCCCUCCGCCGCUUGCGACUACGGUGCAGCUGGUUUUUACAGAGAAAAGGACCCGUCUUGCGCGAUCUCCGGUUUGGAAGAACAUUCUCUGGUUCUGAAUCCAGACCAGCGGAAGUCGGAUUGCGCGGCGCAGAAUAAAAACAUAUUUGGGGAGAGUGAAGACCAAAAAGCUACUACGGUCUAUCCAUGGAUGCAAAGAAUGAAUUCUUGCAAUGGUCCGGGCUUUGGGGCAAGCGGCCGGAGAGGUCGCCAAACUUAUACCCGGUACCAGACCCUGGAGCUGGAGAAGGAGUUCCAUUUUAAUCGCUACCUGACCAGGCGACGCCGGAUCGAGAUUGCCCAUGCGCUCUGCCUCACAGAACGACAGAUAAAGAUCUGGUUUCAGAACCGGCGAAUGAAAUGGAAAAAAGAAAAUAAACUGAUGAACUCCUCCCAGACGAGCGGAGAAGAAGAAGAAAAAGAAAAGAGGACAGAGUCAUAAAAAAGAAGAAAUAGAAAAUACAAGUUAAACAUAAAAA
Molecule: messenger RNA, 1085 nt
Organism: Polyodon spathula (Mississippi paddlefish)
Lineage: Eukaryota; Metazoa; Chordata; Actinopteri; Acipenseriformes; Polyodontidae
Product: homeobox protein Hox-B6a-like
Exons: 2
Coding region: 356-1048 (230 amino acids)
Biological process (GO): anterior/posterior pattern specification; regulation of transcription by RNA polymerase II
Cellular component (GO): nucleus
Molecular function (GO): DNA-binding transcription factor activity, RNA polymerase II-specific; RNA polymerase II cis-regulatory region sequence-specific DNA binding
Source: RefSeq, a predicted model, not a curated record